AUGAACAACCACGACAUCUUGGACGAUGAGCCGCCACCCUCGUAUGAGGAGGCAACCGGCCGCCCAUCACACACACACAGGCCACCGCCGCCGACACCACCGCGACCCACCAACACCAAGAUCAACACAAACCCCUUCACCCCAAGCACCCCAGGCGGCCCAGCAUCGCCAGCAGCAGCAGGCACCCCGCACACGCCAGCCCAGACCUUCCAGCAGAUCCUCCCCGCGGCCUCGCAGACCGUGCGGCAGCAGUUCCCGCCGGCCUUCAACCUCUACCGCGACGCCUUCCCCGGCGCCCAGCGGUCCUACUUCCUGGGCGAGCACCAGGCCACGCCCUUGUACUCGGUGACGGCCGGCUGGGCGGCGAGCGCGAGCGGGGCCAGCCUGAUCCUGCACAACGGGCCGAGCGACGACCACGCGCCCCUGGGCACGGCCGCGUACGGCGCCGCGGGCCGCAGGAUGGCCGUCAGCCUCCCGCCGCUUCCAGGCCGGGCGCCGCAGCCGCCACACUCGGUGCACACGCCGACCGUGAUGGAUCCGACGUUUAAUUUUGUCGUGGAGAUCCCGAGCCCGCCGACCGCCAGCGCGAGCGGGUCCCCGCCGCCGCCGACGUCGUACCACAGCGAGAAGUUCGAGUGGCGCCGGAGCUCCAGCGGCGCGGUCGGCGGGCUGGGCGGGCGCGCGCACGGGUGGAAGCUGGUGCGGCUCAGCAACGAGCUGCCCCCCGGCGGCAUGGCCGUGGCCGGCAGCGGCCCUCCCUCCGGGGACGGCCACGAGGUGGUCGCCGUGUGCACCGAGUCCGUCAUGAGCGUCAGCAAGCUGUGGAAGUUCUCGUUCCUGGGCACGGGCCUCUCGCGCGCCCUCGGCGAGCAGUGGGCCGUCAUGGCGGUUGUGACGGGGCUUGUCAUCUGGGACCAUGACCGCAGGCGGGACUAG
This is a messenger RNA of Diaporthe citri, 936 nucleotides long. RefSeq lists its product as uncharacterized. Lineage: Eukaryota; Fungi; Ascomycota; Sordariomycetes; Diaporthales; Diaporthaceae. The transcript has a single exon. The record is from RefSeq and is a predicted model, not a curated record. The coding region runs from base 1 to 936 and encodes 311 amino acids.